GCUGAAGUGAGACAGACCAUCAGCAGUACAGACAAGCUUGUGUUUAUUUAUCUGUACGCCGACUGGUGCCCCCAAUGUCGAGUCAUACGAUUUGAGUACUACGAUCAACACCAUACGUAACAUCCACCGAGCAGAGUUCGAGAAUAUAGACUACCCACCGGGUCCGGAGGACGAACAGGACGAGGAAGCAGAAGAAAACUAAUAAAAUCUCUUACAUGACUUUUUGUCUUCCAUGGGCCCAAAGCUUUGCUUUCGUCUUUUGCAUGUGUGUGUGUGUGUGUGUGUGUGUGUGUGUGUGUGUGUGUGUGUGUGUGUGUGUGUGUGUGUGUGUGUGUAUUCUCAGUCGGUGAUUCUUGUUUUUGUCUCUUUAUAAAAAGUUCCAUUUUGUUCACUGAUUUCCGCUCUUGGGUAAUUAAAAAAAAUUAGAAAGCACUUUACGAAGAGUCAUUCUCUGUUAAUCUGUUUUCACCGAGUAUCUGUUCAGUCGCCCGAUUUUACAUAGAACAUUUUAAAUCCAUCCGUUUAUACAGAGUAUUUUCCGUUAUCUGUUUCUACGGAGCAUACUUUUCAGUUACGUUUCCACAACGUGCACUUCACAUGAAUGUACCCCAUUACCGUUUAAUUGCAUUUUUGCAAUGUGCGAGCGAAUAGGUAAUGAUACCAGGCCACAUAACUAGAGUAAAAGGGGAGAGGCCUGGGGGCUGAGAGAGGAGACAAAAUAUCAGGUGUGACAGAAAACCAGGUGUACUUUAGUGACAUGGUUUUACAAAGCAACAUCUUGGCUCAAAUUAUAUACUUUAGGCUGUGAUAUACAUAUUGGUAUAUCUCUUUUUCUCCUUAUUUUCUUCACGUUAUGUACUUCGCCCACUCGGCAAAAAUUAAUUGUUCUGUCAGUGAAAUCACUUCAUAUGUGUCUGUUAGGGGGCUCAAUUCAAAUAGAGUGUCGAAAAUUCAUCCGUGACAGUGAAACAGUAUAGAAAACAGGCUUCAUUUUAUUUGUCCACUUUAGUAAAGAGGAGUAUAUAGGCAAGAUAACAGUAGUAGUAAAUUAUUUGUAGGCUCGAAACUCACCUGAUUUUGGAUAGUGUUCUAAACUCACCUUGUUUUUGGGUAGUGUUCUAAAUCGAAGUGGUUUUGGGUAGUGUUCUAUAUCGACCUGAUUUUGGGUAGCGUUUUUGGGUCGAGGUGAUUCAUGGUAGUGUUGUAUGUCCAUGUGAUUUUUG
Messenger RNA from Aplysia californica (California sea hare), 1223 nucleotides. Its product is annotated as thioredoxin-like protein YdbP. Gene Ontology annotation, cellular component: cytoplasm. The record is from RefSeq and is a predicted model, not a curated record. NCBI's taxonomy places the organism in Eukaryota, Metazoa, Mollusca, Gastropoda, Aplysiida, Aplysiidae. Gene Ontology annotation, molecular function: oxidoreductase activity.